UGGCUGCAGCCUGGAGCCUCCCGUGUCAUGCCGACCCGUCUCAUGCCCUCCCUUCUCAUGCCCAGGCGUGUCCAACGUAUGCUCUUUACAUUGUGCUGGGGACAGAUUUUGACUUCACAACUGAUGACAUGGCCACAAUCAAAACACGGUGGUGCCUGUUGCUCCUGUCAGAUAAUAGCAGAUAAGGAGGAGACAAAGAGGCCCAGGACAAUCCCUCCUGAACAGUCGAUUACAAGAUGUUGUCUCGAAGACAUAUUGCUUGAGGUGGUCUUCCAGGAUGGUGAUAAGGCACUGAUGACCUUGGCCCUAGUCUGUUCCUCCUUCAGAGACAUAGUCACCGAUGAAAACUUCCGGGAAAGAGCUCACUUUCUGUGGCUUGACAGUUACGUUGGAAGAGGAAGGCGGGAUGAGCUGCGGGGGAUAUAUUCUGAAGACCCCCACCCUGGAUUCUGCAGCCAUUUCUGCCAACUAAGGGAAGGAUUUCCUGAGGAGGGACGAGGAUCUUACGGCACAUUCUCGCAAUUAGGCAACGCCCCGUGGCAACAUUAUGACAGCGGUAAUGAACAAUUCCGCUUCCAACCUGGAGGGGAACUGAAGCGGGAUAAGCGCUUUAGUGUUGCUUUAAAACAGUAA
This is a messenger RNA of Perca flavescens (yellow perch), 633 nucleotides long. RefSeq lists its product as uncharacterized. The transcript has 7 exons. Lineage: Eukaryota; Metazoa; Chordata; Actinopteri; Perciformes; Percidae. The coding region runs from base 28 to 633 and encodes 201 amino acids. The record is from RefSeq and is a predicted model, not a curated record.